AUGAAGGAUUUGUCCCUGUCGCCGCUGAGUCGGGGGUGCGGUCGCGUCAUCGCAGCGAGCGCAGGCGAUCAUGGCCGCCUGGACGUCUGCUUCACGCCACAGGACUAUUACAUCUGGAAAUCCUAUGAUGCUCUGCUGCGUAUGACCAACAGCGGAAGUCUGCUCAGGAGCGAAGACUCGACCAUCCCAAAGACAUACAGCACUCGCCGAGGGCCUCUCCUUCUCUACUCUCGAGGCUUAGUUACACUCGGAACUGAAUCUGGAUCACAGGCGUCAGACAUAAAGAGACAGGUCCCACGUCAACACACGCAGGACGUAGAUCACCGGCCGGACGCUCUCAUCUUGCGUCAGAAUGCUCAGGUGAGAAGAAGAAGAAGAGAGUCUUCCAUCAUUGAUGAAAUCCCUCACAACCAGCAUCUACCUCCUACUGAAGACUACCACGUCACUAUGGGGCAGGCUAGUGGGACUUGGACUCAGCAGGAGGUCCAAACAGAACCAGAAUGGUCUGAGUAUGCACGAAAUGAUCUUAAUGUUCCCCCACAUAAACAACUAGAAGAUGGUCUGGAGAAAGAGGAGGUGGCAACCGAACAGGAAACAUGCGACGCGCUUGACAUAAAAUCCCCCAGAAGCUUCGCCAACAAAACAAAAGCUGACACCAGUGUAGAAGAAGACACUGAGCGCCUUUCCAGUGAUGACAAACACAACCCUGACAGCAGCGUCCAAUCAGUUAGUUUCCAAAGGUCUCCACUUGUGUCCUUGGGCACCAAUGUGAGGAGCUCACCGGGGUCUUCCUGUGAGGGUCUAUCGGCCGAUAGGAGGGUCCUCACAUCCUCUCAAGGUCAACUGUCAUCAUCGUGCUCCACCGUCAUGGUAACCGAGGAGCAGCUGAUGUUGAACCUGGUAAAGACCGAGGCCUCCAGAAGGAAUGAGGAAGAGAAGGCCUGUCGUCAGGCCGAGAGAGCCGAUAUACAGAGGCAAGAAUUGGAGAGAAGGAGGGAGCAAGAGGAGGAAGAAAGGAUGCAGCUGCAAGAGGAGAGGAAGCGGACAAAGGACAACAUGAGGACCGAGCUGGAGGAGGAACGGAGAAGGAGAGUUGAACAUCUCCGACUGAGGAAACUUGCAGAGGAGGAGGUGAGGAGGAGGCGUGAGGAGGAGGAGCAGGAGCGAGCUGGACGCGAACAAGCGGAGCGAGAGAGGCUGAGGCGGCGUCAAGAGGAGAGGAGGCGACAUAUGGAGCGACUGCAGAAGAUGAGAGAGGAGGAGGAAGGGAGGAGGAAAGCGGAAGUGGAGCGUCUCCACCUGGAGGAGCAGAGGAGAGAGGAAGAGGAGUGCAAACGCUUGCAGGAGAUGGACGCAAGUGAGAGAGACAAGUACCUCGCUAUGAAGGAGCGGGAGGAGGAGGACAGGAGGACCAUAGAGGAAGAGCACCGAAUGAGGGAAGAAGAACAAGCUUUGAGGGCUGGAGAAGAGACCAGAGUGGAGGCAGAGCUACUCGCCAGGCACAUGACGCCGUUGCAGCAGAAGACGGCCUUCAAAAGGGGCCUGCUGCUGGAGGCCGAGGGGAUGGAACAAUCGCAGGGGAUCUCCAGGCCGUGGGUCUACUCCUAUUUCACUUUGUUACAGCUGCCGGACCUGAAGCCCACUAAAACUUAUGAGAGCAUAACACCGUGA
Messenger RNA from Phycodurus eques (leafy seadragon), 1671 nucleotides. RefSeq lists its product as uncharacterized. The record is from RefSeq and is a predicted model, not a curated record. The coding region runs from base 1 to 1671 and encodes 556 amino acids. NCBI's taxonomy places the organism in Eukaryota, Metazoa, Chordata, Actinopteri, Syngnathiformes, Syngnathidae. The transcript has 10 exons.